Molossus molossus (Pallas's mastiff bat) is the source of this 243-nucleotide messenger RNA. Its product is annotated as protein SSX7-like. The coding region runs from base 1 to 243 and encodes 80 amino acids. The transcript has 2 exons. Gene Ontology annotation, biological process: regulation of DNA-templated transcription. Gene Ontology annotation, cellular component: nucleus. NCBI's taxonomy places the organism in Eukaryota, Metazoa, Chordata, Mammalia, Chiroptera, Molossidae. The record is from RefSeq and is a predicted model, not a curated record.
AUGCUGCCCGUGAAAGAAGUAAAGGAAGAAAAUGACAUGAAGCCACUAACUGUAUCACCAGACUCAGAGCCAGCUCAGAAACAGCUCUGCCCACGGGGAAAAGUGAAGGACUCUAGUCACCUGAGGAAGAAGGUGCCAGGAUCCAGGAAAUGGAAGACUAAUGUCUGGGUCCACAGGCUGAGGGAAAGAAAGAACUAUGUUGUGUAUGAAGAGAUCAGUGACCGCGAGGAGGAAGAUGACUAA